Molecule: messenger RNA, 3352 nt
Organism: Cuculus canorus (common cuckoo)
Lineage: Eukaryota; Metazoa; Chordata; Aves; Cuculiformes; Cuculidae
Gene: LDLRAP1
Product: low density lipoprotein receptor adaptor protein 1
Exons: 9
Coding region: 46-966 (306 amino acids)
Cellular component (GO): early endosome
Source: RefSeq, a predicted model, not a curated record
CGCGGUCAGCGCUGGCGCCGCUGGAAAGUUUGCGGCGGGGCCGGGAUGGACGCGCUCAAAUCGGCGGGGAGAGCGCUGCUCCGGAGCCCCAGCGGGCACAAACCCUCCUGGGCCGGCGGCCGGCACAAGAAGCUCCCGGAGAACUGGACAGACACCCGUGAGACGCUGCUGGAGGGGAUGCUCUUCAGCCUCAAGUACAUGGGCAUGACGCUGGUGGAGCAGCCCAAGGGAGAGGAGCUCUCUGCAGCUGCUGUCAAAAGGAUCGUCGCCACGGCAAAAGCAAGUGGAAAGAAACUGCAAAAAGUGACUCUGAAAGUCUCACCCAGAGGGAUUGUGUUAAACGACAGUGGAACAAAUGAGCUGAUCGAGAAUGUCUCCAUAUACAGGAUAUCCUACUGCACAGCAGACAAGAUCCACGAUAAAGUGUUUGCCUACAUUGCCCAGAACCAGCUCAAUGAGAACCUGGAGUGCCAUGCCUUCCUCUGUACCAAACGGAAAAUGGCGCAAGCGGUCACCCUCACCGUAGCCCAGGCCUUCAAAAUUGCGUUUGAGUUCUGGCAAGCGGCUAAGGAAGAGAAGGAGAAGCGAGAAAAGUCCAUCUUGGAAGGAGAAGGGACAAGCAGCCCCAGCUCGGAAGCCCACGUCUGUCCAGACACGUCGGCUACGGGGAAUUUGCUGGAUUUAGAAGAUCCUGCCAAAUCACCCCUGACCAGCAGGACAGGCUCCCCAUGCUUGGAUAACAGCACUUUUGGGCCCAGCUCUUCUGUAAAUAACAACGUGGUGUGGGAAAUGGAUGAUGGUCUCGACGAGGCAUUUUCAAGACUGGCUCAGUCGAGAACAAACCCUUAUGUCCUCGACACAGGACUGACAGCUCAAGACAUCCAGAGCGCAGAAACACUCUCACCUGUAGACUGGAAUAAAAUAGAUUCCAACACAGGCGAGAAAGAUGAUCUGUUCAUGUUUUGAGGUCAAGUGCAUCUAACAGCUGACGAGAGAAUAACCACUAAAAGUCCAUGGACUGAAUCAUGCCGUUCCGGGUGCUGUGCCCAGGGGACUCUCUUCAGGGCUCUUCACCAAGCCAGGUGAUGUUACAGCACAGUUUAGACCAAAGCUUUAGAAAUGUAACACAGAUUUUUGUACCUUGCUUUUAUUGAAACCACAAGAUGCUCUUGAAUAUAUUUAUUCACAGCCGUUACAGUUUACAUGUAUUAUUGGAAAGCGUGGAGAGCAUCUACAGUAUUAGGUGGCAAUAGACCACGAAAGAACCUUCAGCAGUGCCUGUUUCUCUCUGAAAAAGACUAUGCCACACCAAAGUCUCUCUGUAUAUACUGCUCUAGACAAAGGUCUGCAGAUGCAAAUGCAAUUGCAAGCACAACUGUUACUAAUCCACCGUUUCUUGAACACCACGUCGCCUGCCGAGGCGAGGGGAGGAGAUUUGCAGCAGCUGCUAACAGUGUCAAAAUCAAAGAGGUAGCAGAGAUCUUGCUUUUGUUGUGAAUGUCUGUGAUACUCUCACAGUUGUCAAUCACCCCGAUGCGUUCUGGCUGUUUCUCUGCCAGCUCCGUAUGGGAAUUGACACUUUUUAACCCAAAGACUCUAUGAAGUUUUGCACUUUAUAACUUGAACAGAAAGCAAUGGCCCGAGUUGUCGAGGGAAGCAGUGCCUGUAACUUCUCUUCCAGAAGCUAUUUACCCCGCAAUGCUGCAGGUCUGUUUCAGAACUGACUACUCACGUGCACCGUUUCUGAUGCGACUCGAAAUGCUGCGGCUCCGUUGCACUGUUGGCUUGAAAAGCAAAACCACCGUGGAGGAACAAUUUGUUUUGCUAAAGCGUGUUGAAAGUUGCAGGUUGGGUGAACCCAGCAGCACAAUAGAUCUGUGUUCUUGGCUCUGCUAAGUGGAUUUGGCUGUGCAUGCCUUUUUACUGUCUCAGAACCAUUUGGUCGUUGCUCACUCAAUAGACUCAAAUGGAAUUGGAUUAGGCAAGGCCAAUACCUGGGUGUUCAAUUAGCAAGAGGUGCCCCUUCCAGCUCUACUCCGAUCCUCUUCCCCUCCGACUGCCACAUCUCCCAUGAGGCUCAGAAAGCUUCAUCUGCUCCUGGAAUUGAAAAUAAGUAAUGGAAGAAUAAAGCUUAUGCUAAUUAAAAGAUUAAGUUUAAUGAUCCUAAAUAGUCGCACUGACAGUUUGCAGUGUUUGUGGCCUUAUGUGAAGUAUACUAAUCUGUUUUAUAGAUUUGUAACUUGGGUUUGAAACACUAAUUCAUUCCCCAGAUAGCUCUUUAUAACUCUCUUAAAACUGCUUGCAGGGAAAAAAAAAACCCUCUUUGUCAGCUGUAAGAAUUUAUUAGGAAACAGCUGAGUGACUCUGACUUAGAUUUGACGUUUUUUAUGCCCAAGUGGUGUUGUGAGAAGGUAUCGAGGACCUGUGAAGCUGACUCAUCAUGUCUCUUAAUAAAAUGUGUGCUCUGUUUAUCCUGCAAAAUUGUGUUUAAAGCAGUUUUACAUCCUGAAACUGCUCUGCCCAUCGCUUAUUUGAGCAUCACGUGUGGCAAUGUCUUGCAAUUAAAGGAACUGUGGUUGCCCCAUCCCUGAAGGUGUUCCAGGCCAGGUUGGAUGGGGCUCGGAGCCCCUGAUCCAGAGGGAGGUGUUUGAGGGCUUUGAGGUCCCUUCCAACCCAAACCAUUCCAUGAUUCAUUCAGUUUGUUGGUGCUACAGAGGCACACGGUAGAGAUGUGAACCUAUUGCAUACGCAAUGCCAAAACAAAGUGGUUGUAUCAAAGCGCCUUGUCCUGACCCUGGGGAGUGGGGAUUUUCCUAGGAAAGAGCUUGAGCUGCAGGAAUGGACCGUGAGGAUUCUCUGUACAGUGAUUUUUCUCCUCUUCUGGACACUCUAGGAGCACAUCCUGAGAUGCACAGUACUAGACGUGUGUGUAUAUAGUUUUUUUAAGAAAACCUUCUGCUGUAAAGAAUAUCCAUACUGAAGAAAAUAAAACUUCUACCAUUCUUUGGAGUGUCUGUGCUGGGCGUCUUUGUUUUUACCAUGGUGCUUUUAACACGUAGAGAAAGCUUUUGUAUUUGCAGCUGGUGGAGUUCGCUGUCUCCCUUGAUGCACAGCAGUAAGCGAUUGGAAACAUCUGUGGGAGGUUUGUGUCCUUCAGAAGACUUUCCAGGGCCAUCAAGGUGGGAAAUUAGGCACUAGCCCGCCGUGCUGCCUGCAGGAAACACUUGUGGGGCUGGAUGCGGCCACACAGGAUGCAACAGCUGCCUUCCCUCCUGCUCCAGACUCGGGGCUGACUGGUUUAAAUCCGUCCCUGCAUCACUGGAUCACCCUCCAGGUAAGGAUGUGACAGCUG